Blepharisma stoltei is the source of this 624-nucleotide messenger RNA. NCBI's taxonomy places the organism in Eukaryota, Ciliophora, Heterotrichea, Heterotrichida, Blepharismidae. The record is from the annotation of a GenBank genome assembly.
AUGUCUUCUGGUUCAUAUCUAAUUGGAGUUGGUGGAGGUUCAGCCAGCGGCAAAACUUCUAUAAGCCAUAAGAUCCAGGAAGCCAUUGACAGCGGGGACUGUACAUUGAUAAGCUCCGAUUGCUUCUAUAAGGAGCUUUCCCAAAGCGACCUUCAGAACUUACACAAUUAUAACUGGGACCACCCAGAUGCAUUUGACUUCGAGGAAAUGCAACACUGCCUGUCCAAGCUUCUGAAUGGAGAGGAAGUUAAUAUCCCUGUAUAUGACUACGUCAAUAAUAGACGGUCAGAUACCCCCAUUGCUGCCAAGCCAACCAGAGUCAUAAUCUUGGAAGGGAUUAUGGCGUUGUAUGAUCCAAAGAUCAGAGACAUGAUGGACUUGAAGAUCUUCGUCCACACUGAUUCUGAUGAGUGUUUAGCACGCAGGAUUCUGCGAGAUACACAAUACCGAGGAAGAGACGUGCUUUCAGUCAUAAACCAGUACAGAAGAUUUGUCAAGCCGGCUUUUGAUGAAUUCAUAAGCCCAAUGAUGAAGCACGCUGACAUCAUUGUCCCAAGAGGAGCAGAAAAUAAAGUAGCUCUUGACCUCUUAACCAAAAACAUUAAGUUAACGAUUGAGAGCUAA